Molecule: messenger RNA, 288 nt
Organism: Miscanthus lutarioriparius
Lineage: Eukaryota; Viridiplantae; Streptophyta; Magnoliopsida; Poales; Poaceae
Source: the annotation of a GenBank genome assembly
AUGGCUGCGCGGAGCAGUUCUAUGGCCGCCGAGGAUGACUACGAGACUGAACAAAAGAAGCAAGCUGCUGCAGAUGUUCUUUUUCACUAUUCACAAUUUGUUAUGGUCUGCAUUGGUGAGGAUGUUCGCCCUACUGAUCUCAGGUUGCAUCUUAUGAAGGAAGUUUCAGGAAUGCCCACUUCUCUAAAGGAGCCUCAACAGGCUGCUUCCUCACCGGCUUCCAGUGGCAAACCGUCUUCCUCUGGAACGAUGAAAGGCGACAAGAAUGAAAUCUCCUUAGCUUCAUAG